This is a messenger RNA of Musca vetustissima, 909 nucleotides long. Its product is annotated as J domain-containing protein CG6693-like. Bases 1 to 909 code for a protein of 302 amino acids. Gene Ontology annotation, cellular component: nucleus; cytoplasm. The record is from RefSeq and is a predicted model, not a curated record. NCBI's taxonomy places the organism in Eukaryota, Metazoa, Arthropoda, Insecta, Diptera, Muscidae. The transcript has a single exon. Gene Ontology annotation, molecular function: heat shock protein binding.
AUGUCCACCCUGGAACUCUGUGAAAAACUCUUCGACACGAAGGACAUCUAUAAAUUAUUUCAAGUAGAAAAAACUGCCACCGAAAAAGAAUUGAAGAAGGCCUAUUACAAAUUAUCACUGUUAGUACAUCCGGAUCGUGUACCCGAAGCCCAAAAGAAAGAUGCUACAGAAAAAUUUAAACUUCUAUCCAAACUGUAUCAAACUCUAACCGAUAAGGAUAAAAGAGCUCUGUACGAUGAACAGGGUAUCAUUGAUGAUGACGAUGAGAAUUUGGAAGGCAAAUUGAAUAAUUGGCUAGAGUUGUGGCAGAAAAUUUUCAAACCCAUUACCACAGAAGAUAUUAAUAAUUAUGAAAAAUCCUAUGUUGGUUCAGAUUUGGAAAAGACCGACAUCAAGAAGGCCUACUUAAAUGGCAAGGGUUGUAUUAAUUAUAUGAUGAAUUCAGUGCCAUUUAUGAAGGUGGAAGAUGAACCACGUAUACAGGAAAUUGUACGUAAAAUGAUCGAUGAUGGUGAGGUACCAGAAUAUAAAAUUUUCACCCAUGAACCGGAAUUGAAACGUAAGAAACGCCAUAAGAAAUAUGCCCGAGAAUCGAAGGAGGCCAAAGAAAUAUUGGCUAAAAUUGAGGCGAAAAAUAAAAAGAAAGCUGAAAAUGGCAGUGGUGGUGGUAGUUUGGAACAAGCUAUUAUGUGCCGGCAAAAAUCACGUGAAGAAGGUUUCAAUUCUCUUAUGGAUAAAUUAAUGGCCAAAUAUGGCAAUGAAGAUGAUGAUGAGGCUAUCGAUUUUAAUGCCCUGGGAAAGUCACGUGGCAAAAAGAAGUCAUCAAAAGGUACACCAAAUGGUAAAGAUAAAGUGGAUACAACACUACAUUCUGUGAAGAGUGGCAAGGUCAAGAAACGCAAGGAAUAA